AUGGCGGAACAGGCGAUCAACAAGCCUCACGAGUCACUCGAGCAACUGGAACCGAAGGCCGAGAAUGAGAUUGAAGAGGUCGGCAUGCUCCUCGACGAAUUAUCAGCACUCCACGGGAAGGAAGAACUUGAGGAGAUCGCCAAGAAGCUCGUAGAAGGGAAAGUCGUCAGCCUGGAACUACAGCGACACGAGAAUCAUGCGAACAUUGUCGUCGUCCAUGCGACCAUGGUGAAGACGGUCUACCACGUCCGCUUUCUGACCCGCAUUCAGACGAAGUUCGAGGAGGAGCUCGAGGAGCGACUCAAUGUUAUAUUCAAGCACAUGGCGGAUACCAUACGCGAGUUCGGAGGAUUUGUGGACACAUACCAUGCUUGCUGGCAAAAGACCUACAAAGUCUUGUUCUCUCACAUCCACAAGAAGAAGCUAGAACUCUUCAACAACCGUUUCCAGCAGCACCGCGAGGACCUAGACGAAAUGAGGAAGACGAUGACCCAGAUGCAGUUGGCCAACGUGUUCGACAACACGGUGGAGAUCCUCAGGCGGCUCCAGACCGCUGAUCCUGACGUCGCGCAGGCCGAAGCGUUCGUGAAUCAAAAUGGCGGGCCCGAUGCGGUCAGGAUGGUGCGGCACAACCUGUUACGCCUGGACUUCACAGCCGCUGACGUCGCACGUAUGCAGAAUCCUGAGCUAGUCGAGCAAGUGGCAGCUAUUCUGCACGAGAAGGCGACCGUCGGCAUGAAGGACACACUCCACCAAGGUUUCGACGAUCUAUUGGAGAAGCACACGCAUGUUGUCAGAUACCUGAAGAAGCUCGAUAGCGUCCAGGACGCUGUCAUAACCUCUGUGUCCAACGCGCAGAUGGCUAUUCUUGGAUGUCUGAACUCAGGGCCUCAUGACUUGAUUGAGGACGUUGAGACUCGAACGAUCUGGGAACGCAACCGUUGGAAGUCCAGUGUCAAAUGCCGCGUCUUCGUAGAAGGUGGGCCCCCAUGCUAUUUGAGGUGUGCCGACGUUAAGACGAGGCGAUUCUUAGGGCUCCACGAAUACUAUCAAGGACAGUUCCGGGAGUAUCGUGCGACUUCGCGGGUCCCACACAAGGAUGCUUGGACACUCGACUUCUUCUCCCGCGUCAUGUAUCACUCGGCUAUCGGGGAUGUUGUAGACGAUGACGGCAGUGGUUACAUAUCCGCUUCGGAAGUGAACGACUUCAUCUCCGAGAAGAGAAGCCUGGCACGCUGGACGAUACCGCAAUGGUUUGCCUUGUACUACCGCCGCAUCAAGCACCUCGUCCAACAAGUCGAACACUCUGUCCGUUCCGUCGCCGAAGAGCAGAGUCACAGUCACGGCUCGUGGCACCUGAUCCAAACCAUAGUCGGCUCCUUGAAGCCGCUCGUGCUCGUCGCAGAUGUGGAAGACUUCUCCGGGACCGUCAAGAUUCCGCAUCAGCUCCGCCACCUCCAGGAAGAGUAUCGGGCUUAUGAGGAGGAAAAGAUCAUGAAUAACCUCGACCACUUGGGGCAUCAUCUCAUAGACAGACCCGCACUCAACGCCGCUGUCGGGGACAGCCGCAUCGAACUGCACAUGAUGCCGCUGCUGUAUCUCCUCAUGAUGCGCCUGCAGGACACUGUCGGCAGGAUCACCAAACACAAGCUGGUCGAGGACGCGGAUCUGAUUGCCUUAGAGGAGCUGGCCACCUCAUGCAUCGCCGUGUUUGCCGCGUUCGAGGGCCGCAUGCACGAUCUACUCCGGGGCUGGCGUUUCGAAGGGAAGGACAUUCACAUGCAAGUCGAUCGCUACGCGGACGGUCUAUUCAGGAAAUGCUAUCGCGAGACGCAUGUCUACGAGAAAGCGUACGACGUGUUGUGCACAUGCAUCUUCGGCAGCGGGCAUACACUCCCUCGCCACCUUAGACCUUUCGGGACACGCAUGCAUCGGAAGCAGAGCUCGACUGACAACAUGGCUCGCGAUCUGGCGGCCUUGUCAGAUCGUGUAACGGCGCUCGAGAACCGCCUCUCCGCCACAUCAAACGGGCAAAUUGCUGAAGCACAGUCGAGGACACCUUCGCCAUCGACCAUCGCGGAGAAGGGGUUUUCCCGAGACGCACCGGCCAGUUCGGGGAAACAUGCAAAGAGCUUCUUCGGGCGACUCAAGGGGCUGCUUCUUGGCUGCCUCUCACACGAUUGA
This is a messenger RNA of Trametes versicolor FP-101664 SS1, 2184 nucleotides long. RefSeq lists its product as uncharacterized. NCBI's taxonomy places the organism in Eukaryota, Fungi, Basidiomycota, Agaricomycetes, Polyporales, Polyporaceae. The coding region runs from base 1 to 2184 and encodes 727 amino acids. The record is from RefSeq and is a predicted model, not a curated record. The transcript has 17 exons.